AUGGCGCACCCCCACACCCUCACCAUCAUCCUAAUAGCAUCCCUCCUCCCCCUCACCACAGCGCAAACAACCUCGCCCUCGCCCUCGCCAUCCCCGCAAAUCAACAACCACCUCUCCAAAAACACGAAAAUCGGAAUCGCAUACGGUAUCAGCGCGACAUGCGGUGCGAUCAUUAUAUCCGCGAUAGUGGUGCUGUUGUGCUGCGUGCGGCGGAGACAUCGGAUGGAGAGUGGGUUGGAGGAGGCGGAGAGUGAGGGGGGUGAGGGUGAGGGUGAGGGGGUGGUGGGUGGGAAGGAGGGGGAGACGAAGGAGGUUGGGGGGACGUGA
Dothidotthia symphoricarpi CBS 119687 is the source of this 327-nucleotide messenger RNA. RefSeq lists its product as uncharacterized. The transcript has a single exon. NCBI's taxonomy places the organism in Eukaryota, Fungi, Ascomycota, Dothideomycetes, Pleosporales, Dothidotthiaceae. The coding region runs from base 1 to 327 and encodes 108 amino acids. The record is from RefSeq and is a predicted model, not a curated record.